This is a messenger RNA of Chiloscyllium plagiosum (whitespotted bambooshark), 1070 nucleotides long. RefSeq names its product sterile alpha motif domain containing 12 (gene samd12). Gene Ontology annotation, cellular component: cytoplasmic side of plasma membrane. Lineage: Eukaryota; Metazoa; Chordata; Chondrichthyes; Orectolobiformes; Hemiscylliidae. The record is from RefSeq and is a predicted model, not a curated record. Gene Ontology annotation, biological process: cell surface receptor protein tyrosine kinase signaling pathway. Gene Ontology annotation, molecular function: protein binding.
CUACAAAUCCCAGGUUCCAGAGGCACAUGCGCCGUGCUGCCCAGUGCAGAUCGGAGCGGAGCGACAGAAGCUGUGGAGAAUCCUGAAUGUGGGAGAGUUCUUUAGCUUUGGACCAUAACUGUAGGGACACUAAAUGGAUACUGCUGGGAUUAAAGAUCCGCUGAUAUAAUGGCAGUGCAAGGUUACCUUAUAUUCCAUAAGUUUGGUGAACAUUGAACUCCUACAGGGCAACAUUGCUCUGACGCAUGCUUGAUGACACAAUUAACAUUAUUCACUCAGAUGAAGCACUCUAUCCAUUGUAAUCUUAACCAGAAUGGUGUGGAUCAUGCUGUUUGCACUGAAGAUGUGAGUUUGCAGGUACUUGGAGAUCCAGAAGUAUUGAAUUCAAACGAUGAAAAGGCUUUAAGGAUAGAAUCAAAUGAUAGUCCAAAGAGUCUUCACGUGGCAGAAACUGAAUCAGUGAAGGCAAACCCUGGGCAAGUAAAACUAAGUAAACCAGUGGCUUUAUGGACCCAGCAGGAUGUUUGUAAAUGGUUAAAGAAACACUGUCCCAAUCAAUAUCAGACCUACAGUGAGUCCUUCAAACAGCAUGAUAUAACAGGUCGAGCGCUUCUAAGAUUAACAGACAAGAAGUUGGAAAGGAUGGGUAUUGUCCAAGAAACUCAACGACAGCAUGUCCUUCAGCAGGUUCUGCACCUGAGAGUCCGAGAGGAAGUCCGCAAUUUACAGCUACUUACACAAGCUUCACUGGAUAGCUCGCCAUAAAUGUGUGGUUCUGAAGAUCUUGCGACAAAUUCUUGACGCAAAGCAAAUCUGUGGCUUUCCACUCUGCUCCUAACCAGAAGUGCCCUCUCACGCUGGAAACAACUCUCCUAUAGUUAAAAAAAAGAUAUUCUGAACAAUGUUUGCUAAAGCCUUUGGGAAUACAUGGACUUUGGGUAUAUGCAAGUAAAUUAUUGAAACCAUCCAGACAUUAAAAAAAUCAAGAAGUUAAAUUCUUUAAAUAUGUCGGCUGACCUUUGUGAAUUGAUCUGAUGCUUGGAGACCAUAAAACUUUGAUUUCUCUGACA